AUGCUGAGCCGGACAGCAACCAAGGCUUCGCGCGCGUUCGGCGCCGCGAAGGGUGCUGCCAACAACACCGCAAAGCGCAAUGCCUCCUCGCAAAGCUCUUCCGAGUCGACCGCCUCAUGGGGAAAUACCGCACUCCUCACAUCCUCCACCGCCGCCGCUGCUGCAUCGGUAGCUUUUUACUGGUAUCAGUUCGGCCGACCGGCACAUGCCAUGACUCCAGCUGAAGAAGGUCUCCACGCUACACAGUACCCAUGGGAGCACGAAAAGUACACCAAGACCUUCGAUCAUGGCGCACUCCGCCGAGGUUUCCAGGUCUACCGGGAAGUCUGCGCUUCAUGCCACUCGCUCAGCCGUAUUCCCUACCGAACACUGGUCGGCAACAUCAUGACUGUCGACGAAGCCAAGGUCAUCGCCGAAGAGAACGAGUACGACACCGAGCCCAACGACGAGGGCGAGAUCGAGAAGCGCCCGGGAAAGCUUUCCGACUACAUCCCAAGCCCAUACAAGAACGACGAGGCCGCUCGUGCCGCAAACAAUGGUGCACUGCCACCGGAUCUCAGCUUGAUCGUCAAGGGCCGUCACGGUGGCUGCAACUACAUCUUCUCGCUUCUUACUGGAUACCCCGAAGAGCCACCGGCCGGCGCCAUUGUGCAGGAGGGCUUGAACUUCAACCCAUACUUCCCUGGUACCGGUAUCGCCAUGGCUCGUGUGCUCUACGACGGCCUUGUUGAGUACGAGGACAAGACUCCAGCCACCACUUCGCAGAUGGCCAAGGAUGUCGUAGAGUUCUUGAACUGGGCUGCUGAGCCAGAGAUGGACGAGCGCAAGAAGAUGGGCUGGAAGGUUAUGGUUAUUGGUACCACGCUUUUCGCCAUGUCUGUGUGGGUCAAGAGAUACAAGUGGUCCACGAUCAAGACCCGUAAGCUUUCGUACCAGCCACCGGUGCCGCAACAGCCAAAGCAGCCAGGCGGUGUAUUCCGAAGAUAA
This is a messenger RNA of Fulvia fulva, 987 nucleotides long. Its product is annotated as Cytochrome c1, heme protein, mitochondrial. The coding region runs from base 1 to 987 and encodes 328 amino acids. Gene Ontology annotation, biological process: mitochondrial electron transport, ubiquinol to cytochrome c. Gene Ontology annotation, molecular function: electron transfer activity; heme binding. The transcript is spliced from 4 exons. The record is from RefSeq and is a predicted model, not a curated record. NCBI's taxonomy places the organism in Eukaryota, Fungi, Ascomycota, Dothideomycetes, Mycosphaerellales, Mycosphaerellaceae.